Messenger RNA from Pocillopora verrucosa, 994 nucleotides. NCBI's taxonomy places the organism in Eukaryota, Metazoa, Cnidaria, Anthozoa, Scleractinia, Pocilloporidae. The record is from RefSeq and is a predicted model, not a curated record.
AUGGUGUCUUUGCGUGAAUAUGAAAUUUACUCACUCUUUCUUCUGCUGGUAAAGUUUCACGGGUCAGGGGGUGUGGGUGUGCAUUUCACCCAGGAACCUUCUAAUCCAAGCUACUUUAACAAUGGUAGUGAUGCCAACCUGGUGUGGGACUACACUGAUCCACAUAAUAACAUUCAGCACAUUAUCUAUAGUGUUCUGGUACAUGGUGCAUUUGUCAGAAUGAUGGUUAAUAGCAGUCAUGGUGUCCAAGAACAUCCUAAUAUUCCUCCAUCUUACAAAGGAAGAGUUAAAAUUGAAGGAAGAGCUACCCUGGUUAUCAAGAACAUCAACCCUGGAGACAAUACCAAAUUUAAAUGUGUUAUGUUUGGAAGCUUUGUAAGGACGAUUGAAAGUACAGUUCAGCUUAUUGUGGCAGAGGCACUACUUAUAAACAUCUCUUUAAGAGGAAAAUAUUACAUUGAAGGAUCCUCUGUCACCAUGGCCUGUGAAGCUUCUGGGAAACCAUUGCCAGAUGUAGCAUGGAUUAGAAAUGGAGUGCUGGAAAGUUCAGGGAGGAAAGCUACGUUUUUAAAGUUCGAUAAUAUAAACAGAAGGGAUGCAGGACAAUACACAUGUCGAGCCAAUAACUCAGUGGAAGUCACUUCUGUUGACACAUCAAUUGUAGUUCAGUACAAACCUGAAGGUGUGAGGCUCACCACUAAUGCUGCACAAAACACCGUCACUGAAGGAGACACUGUUACGUUCAAAUGCAUAGUUAUGGCUGCUGUGCCUCAAGUGUCAAUUUACAAGUUCUAUUUCAAUGGCAGCCUCCUAAGCAAUAACAGAAACAGUGACUUUAUUCUCAAUAACGUCAAUCGAUCUCAGCACUAUGGGGAGUACAAAUGUGUCCCACAUAAUGACGUUGGAGAUGGAGCAAAAGCCACUGUGAGACUUAACAUCGAGGUUCAAACAGUUUCAAGUACAGUUGCCACUUCAUCCCAAACAACUCCCGCAG